AGUCCAAACUGGGAUUUUUGACCCUGAUCUUGUGCACAGCCCAUACCCUGGUGUAUGGCGGGAAGAGAUUCCUCAACCCUUCAAGUCUAAGAUGGUAUCUUCCUUCAGCCUAUAUUUUAGCACUCGUCAUUCCUUGCACUGUGCUGGUUAUGAAGUUUAUACUCAUCGUGCCAUGCAUAGACAAGACUCUUACUCGGAUCCGCCAGGGCUGGGAAAGGAACUCAAAAUACUCAAAAUCAGCACUGAAAGGAAAAUCAGAUAUUUAAAGCAAAGUUGAAUUUACCAGGACUUCUGAACUAUAUAUAGUAUUGAAUGUUUACAGAAGAACAAUGGGUACAGUUAAGGAUGAUUUGUCGCUCACCAUGGCCUGAAGUUUAUCAGCACAGAAGGAAAUGUUGCCUGACUUUGAGAAACUGAUAGGUUGGAAGAGAAGCCAUUUUUAUCUCAGGUUGGUGAUAAAUCAGUGUAGGUCCCUGAUGCUUCUUUGUCAGAAACAAUGGGGAUAUGAUCUUUGUGGUUUCACACUAAGAAACAUCUUGAUUGUAGGCAACAUGCCUGAUGCAGUGUCUUGCAAAAUCCAGGAAAGGUGCAUGCAACUUCCUUCUCUGAUUCAAGGGUUGAGUUAAGUGAAAGUAAAAGCACAGUGGUGGCCACUGGUGAAGACUUUGCUGGCUAUGUCUGAAGAAGAGGUAAAAGGAAUGAGAUGCUUUUUUUCUUUUUUUUUUUUUUGGAAGUAAUGAUGAUCAUAAGUAUUGCCAUAGUGAUUUGGGAUUUUAUUUUUGUUUUUGUUUGUUUGUUUGGAGUUUUUUAUUUGUUGCUCUUCUCUUUUUUGUGCAAUCCUGGGGAUCCAAACCAGGGCUCAAUGC
Molecule: messenger RNA, 866 nt
Organism: Castor canadensis (American beaver)
Lineage: Eukaryota; Metazoa; Chordata; Mammalia; Rodentia; Castoridae
Source: RefSeq, a predicted model, not a curated record